UUUUUUUUUUUUUUUUAGUAUUUAAGCAUCUUUGAAAGGAAAUGCUCAACCACUGGGAAAUGUUUCUCAUCCUCUUGUUCUAAUCCAGCCAGUCCUGAAGUAAAUCCAGCUCAUCCGUCAGCUUCAACUAGAGAUCUGUGUUACUGAUCGCAGCGUUUUAGCUUCGAUUUGGUAGAGUCAAUGCAGGUACUGGAGUCUCCGAUCCGCCGUUCUGAUUUUAAUUUUGAACAAACUCAAUGAAUAACAUCUUUACCUCUGAUUCAACACUUUCUUUCACAAGUUUACUUGACUGGAUCCGGUUUGUUUUACAGUGUACAGACUCUGCAGCAGAAGCGUUGCUAUGGGAUCAUUGCUUGCACAUGUACAGUAGCAACUCUAUGGUCCACAAAAUGGAAAAACAAAAACAAAGUAGGAGUGAGUUUGUUACUGCAGUAGAGUGUGGUGAGGAACGCGUGUGGGACAGCACUGGUGGCUGGCCGCCUUUAUUUAGAAAAAUAUAUAAAUUUAACCUUUUCUCUAUUUUAAUCUGCACACUGUUUUAUUGAGUACAGAGCACCUCUAUUUCUCAUUAGAGUCUGAUAGUCAUUUACUCAUUGUUGCUUUACUUGACUUUCUUUCUUCUCGCAUGUUCUGGAGGAAGAAUAAAGUGAGUAGUUAUCACUGUCCUACGCGAACAAACGACCAGAGAAGAUCUCCGUUUUCACACGCCACAGUGUACAGUAUUUUACUGAGUUUGCCUAAUGAGGAGAACAACCACUUUGGCUGAAGGACGUCUUUUGAACCGGCGUCCGACAAGUUUGAAUGACGCGUCAUGUGUGCCGAUAAAUGCCACUGAGUUUUAAAGAACAGGAGCUCUGUAAUGCUUUCUGUGACGAUGUGUAGAGUAUGUCCUCUGGCUCCAUCGCCGUUAAUUGUUGAGCAAGUUAGCCGACUGUAACAGAACAAUAAAUAUAUGUUUUUAUAUAUACAUGCUGUCUUUGUGGGGGUUUUUUUAGCUUAAGUAAGAUUGUGUGCUUUAGCGACCAUUUUCACACAGACAAGUUUUAUGUUUCUAUCCAUAAUAGGGCUUUAUGUCGACUUUAAUUCAUCUGCGAUAUAAUGCCUCACCCCAAUCAUAAAACAACAUAAUUUCUUUAAGGUACAGGAAGAUAUAUAAUAAAGGUGAUCUGCCGCAUUAGUAGAUUGGUAAAAACUAGCGUCUUGUUCUACGUUUUGCUAAGGAGGCGUGGCCUCUGUUGAAGUUUUACAUGUUACCCAAUCGUGACGCAAAGCGCCAGUUCGAUGCUAUGAAGCUAACCGGAAGUUGCUCUCAGCUGUAACUGUCCUCCACCGUGAAGAGAGAAGUGCCGGCUGUAAAUGUUAAUUCAGUAUUUGGAAGCAUAGCUAACACGGACCGAAUGAAUCCAUUCACUUCCUCCGCUGCCUUUGCUGAAACUACAAUUUUGAAAAUCGACAUCCCGUUGAAGGUUUACCGUUGGAAUCCACUUCAAUGGGAUUAAAGACCAGACGGAGCUGUGAAGUGAGGUUAUAAUCGAACAAAAUGGCGUAAGAAGUGAUUGCGUUGCGUAAUCGCAGUGUGUGUUUGUGUGUGUGUAGCGAAGCAGGUAGCCAGCUCCUCCAGGCUCUUCCUCUCUCUCUCUCUCUCUCCCCUCUCUCUCUCUUUCUCUCUCUAUCUCUCUCUCUCUGUGUGUGUGUGUGAGCUGAUCAGCAUCAGCAGCGGGAGGCGGUGGACGCGUUUCUCUUGCAUCCUGGACCGGUUCAGGUUGCGCUGCAGGGGAGGGACUUUGCUUGUGCAGACUGGGCUGAGCUGCAGCAGGGAUGCAUCAGGCGGACCUCUGAGUUGACUGGAGAAACCCAGGGCCUCCUCUUUCCUCUGAGAAAGAAGAAGAAGCGUGAACGCUGUUUCUCUACCUCCUCUUCCCUCCUACCCCGCCACCAGGGGCAAAUAAUCCCCGCUGGAGUCGCUGGAUGGAGAGAGCCGCCUGAAGAAGGGAGAGCGGUGGAGUUGCUCUCCUCCUCCCCCCUUUCUCUCUACUGCACCAAAAGAAAACCCCGGGCUGGAUGAGACAUCAUGUCCUCGGCUGAAAGUGAGGAUUUAUCAGGCUACCGUUUGAGUGUGGUGCAGAACCCACCAGGCUGGGAGGUGGGGAUUUACUUGGUGGGCUUCUUGGUGCUGCUUGGUGCAGCGGGACUCAACAUCUGGAAGCUGUGGAAAUCUGGAACCUUCCCCGCCCCCUCGCCCUUCCCCAAUUUUGACUACAGAUAUCUGCAAGAGAAAUAUGGAAACUCCUUCUCUGAAGUCAGACAAAAGAGAGUGGCGGCCAUCAACCACCGGCGCACCUCCACCACCUCCAGCCGUAAACCCAGCCUGGCCCUCGGCGACACCCCCGACGCGUUCAGGGAGCUGGGCCACCUGGAGCUGAUGAGCAGGGAGCUGGACCCAACGGGCAUGGCCCAGCUCAACCGCUCCAUCUCCACCGACUCGCUCAGCUCCAUCUCCUCCAUCGCGAACAACUUUGGCCACGACUUCACGGUCGGCCAGCUUGAAGUGACCCUGGAGUUCGACGCGCCUCGGCAGCUGCUCCACAUCACCCUGCACCAGGGAAAGGACUUGCUGGAGAAGGAGGAAGGGGACUUCCCUGGUUGCUUCAUCAGAGUGUCGCUGGGGCCAGAGGAGUUUAACGUGGGAGUAACAAGGGUCCAGACCAACGCUUUCACCGUCAUCUUUGACGAGCGCUUCUCCGUCCCCAUGGACCAGUCCGCCCUGGACGAGUACAGCCUGCGCUUCGCCGCGUUUGGCAUCGACGCCGACGAACGGAACAUCAGCGCAGGCUUGGCCGAGCUGAAGCUGUCGGACCUGGACCUGACCAUCCGGCCGUUCAACGCCUGGCUCUACCUUCAGGACGUCAAUAAGGCCGUGGAUGCGGUCGGGGAGAUUUUGCUGUCUCUCAGCUACUUGCCGACGGCAGAGCGCCUCACGGUGGUCGUGGCCAAGUGCAAGAAUCUAAUAUGGACCAAUGAAAAGAACACAGCAGAUCCGUUUGUCAAAGUGUAUCUGCUGCAAGACGGCAGAAAGAUCAGCAAGAAGAAAACCUCCACGAAGCGAGACGACACCAACCCGAUCUUCAACGAAGCCAUGAUCUUCUCGGUGCCGUCCGCCGUCCUGCAGGAGCUCUCCCUGAGGGUCACCGUGGCGGAGGCCACAGACGACGGACGGGGCGAAAACCUGGGCCACGUGAUCAUCGGCCCCGAGGCCAGCGGCAUGGGGAUCACCCACUGGAACCAGAUGCUGGCCACGCUGAGGAAGCCCGUCUCCAUGUGGCACCCGCUGCGCAGGAUCUAACCACGCACACACACACGCACACACACACACACACACACCUUCACAAUGGAAAAUCCUCUCCUCGUUCCUUUGGACUCUCUUUUGGUGCCGUUUUGCAACGUUAGGAUGUAGAUUUGUGAGCAAUUUUAUUGGUACCACAAUGAAAUUAAAACCACAUGGUCACGUAAUAGGGCUAAGUAAAAAAAAAAAAUAAUAAUAUAUUUGGUUAAUUACAGGCUGUGGCAAUCAAUCAGUUUUAGUCUAAGUUUGGUUCUCCAUUAAACAGCAGAAGGAGACAUGGACUUGAAAUGUUUUUCUUCCUUCCACAGGACUUUCAGCUUUGAGGUUGAAGUGUUUGGUAAGAAAACUCCCUGUACUUGCAUGGUGCCUCCUCUGGUUGUAGCCUCUCCUAGGUGUGUUGAGAAUGACCGACGGGGCGGCGCAGGGCGGGCGCCGCUCCUCUUUCAGGAAAAAAACACAAUCGUUUGUCAUUGAUUGCGCCUUAUUGGUUUAUUAUUCCCCUGUGGAUUCUGAGCUGUUUUAAAAUUGCUUGUGUAUCUUGUGAAGAGUGAGACUGACAGAAGUUUUUUGUGCUUCUUUUUUAUUUAUUAUACAUUUAAAUAUAUAUAUAUAUAUAUCCAGGUACUUUUAUCCAGGUGAAAUAAUUGUAAUCUGUAGCAGUUGUUUCAGGGUGGCCGUCAAUCUGUUUUUAGCGCAAUAAGCAGAUUUGGAAAGUAAAGUGCCGUAACUCUCUUCUCUCAUUCUCAUUUUUAGUUGUUCCUCCAAAGAUUCUGUGUACAAAAUCAUGUUUUUCCAACAUUAAACUCAUUCAGAAAAUAAAAACAAGCUUAAGCAUAAAUAUCAUCACUGACCAGUUAACUAUAAUCCAAACUCCUCUGGGAAUUUAACAUGUGAUGUAAAGAAUACUAACCCCUUUGUAUGAGUUUAUUUUGUGUGAGAGGAAGAAAACAAACCUCGAUGACCUACGUUUGACACAGCAGCGUGACAAGAGGCUCACAAAGCUCAGAAUGUCAACGUGGCUUCGAAUCUGUCUGAGAAAUCCUCUGGAAACGUGUGCAGUUGUAUUUUAUUGUAACUUUUAAAUGUACAGAGAAUUAGCGCAUAAUCAACCCUGGGCAUUGUGGUGUAAUUAAAUUUUUUUGUUAGUUUUUGUUCGAUUGGAACUUCAUUUCACUCCUCGUUUUCAAAUCUGUUCAAAAAAAUAACACGUAUGGUAAUACAGAAGAAAAAAAUACAUUUCCUAUGUGCCAAAUAAUGAAGCAAUAUUGUCAUUCAUUGUCACAAUUUGCAUUCAACAAAGCUGUAGCCUACAUUUGGCCAUGCAUGAAGAUCCUUGGCACCUGACGUGAAUGUGCCUCAAGAAUACAGUGUAUAGCGUGAAUGCUGUUUCAAAUAAAAAAUAAAAACAAUGAAAUGA
This is a messenger RNA of Gambusia affinis (western mosquitofish), 4760 nucleotides long. It is a transcript of the gene syt12, whose product is annotated as synaptotagmin XII. Gene Ontology annotation, biological process: calcium-ion regulated exocytosis; cellular response to calcium ion; regulation of calcium ion-dependent exocytosis. The transcript is spliced from 9 exons. Gene Ontology annotation, molecular function: calcium-dependent phospholipid binding; SNARE binding; clathrin binding. The record is from RefSeq and is a predicted model, not a curated record. Lineage: Eukaryota; Metazoa; Chordata; Actinopteri; Cyprinodontiformes; Poeciliidae. Bases 2072 to 3343 code for a protein of 423 amino acids.